Messenger RNA from Metarhizium robertsii ARSEF 23, 609 nucleotides. RefSeq lists its product as uncharacterized. Bases 1 to 609 code for a protein of 202 amino acids. The record is from RefSeq and is a predicted model, not a curated record. NCBI's taxonomy places the organism in Eukaryota, Fungi, Ascomycota, Sordariomycetes, Hypocreales, Clavicipitaceae. The transcript is spliced from 4 exons.
AUGAAGGCCGUCACCAUUCUUUCCAGCAUUUGCCUGGCCGUCCGAGGUAUGGCGACCAACAUGCCUUGUUCAACAUACUCGCGCACACCCUGCAUCUGCCCCGAGGGCACCCAGUAUUCACAGUCCGCCUCGUGGGCUGUCGUCGGCACCAGUGCGGAGCAUGUCCAAGAGCUCAUGAACGACUAUUAUGAAUGCGGAUGGCGUGGAUCUGUUCCCUACGCGACCGUGGGGCCCAACAACUCCCCUGGCGAGUCUGUUCGUGUGUCAACGUUCAAGACUCUGCAGGGCAUCUUUAACUUCUCUGAAAUUCUCACGGACCAACGCAUUCAGACAGACGGCUCCUUUAUCCAGAAGUUUGAAUACAAGUCCACGAUCCCGGGCUCUAACCAGAAUGGCACCGAGACACCGUGGGGCGGAUACUGGGUCACAAUUACCGGUGACCACAUCUUCGAGAACGAGACGUUGAUUAGAUGGAGCACCUACCUCUGCUCGAGAGGCUAUGUCAAUGACUUUAAUAAACUCCACGAGAACGCAUUCAACAACAUCAUCAGCAAGCUGAAAGGAGAGGGCAAGGUCGACGGCACAAACGUCGCUGCGUUUUCCAUAUGA